Messenger RNA from Drosophila willistoni, 1689 nucleotides. RefSeq lists its product as uncharacterized. The transcript has 3 exons. The record is from RefSeq and is a predicted model, not a curated record. Lineage: Eukaryota; Metazoa; Arthropoda; Insecta; Diptera; Drosophilidae. The coding region runs from base 219 to 959 and encodes 246 amino acids. Gene Ontology annotation, molecular function: calmodulin binding.
CAACCAAAAGGUUCAAAGUUCACGAACAACAAGUGAGAGCUUAUACACACGUGUAAGUGUUUGCCUGUGAGUGCGAGACAUGUAUGUGCAUUUGUGUGUGUGAGUGAUUGUGAGUAUAGAAUUGAUUAAACAAUAGUCAAACCUUUGACUGGUUACCUAGGCCAACAGAAAAAAAAAGAGUUCGAGAGAGAUAGACACGAAAUUAAAUUGUAUUAAAAAUGGGUUGCAAUACCAGUCAAGAGCUCAAGACCAAGGAUGGCUCUGCAUUGGACGCAGUCAGUAAUGGCGGUGGAGCCGACGUAGAGCCCAGUGCCCCACAAUUGGAGCAAAGUGAACUCAAUGAAUUGUCAAAUAAAUCAUCAGCUACGACAACUGCGAAUCAUCAUCAUGCCAAAACGAAUUCCCUUAUAUCGAAUGGAGAAGCAGCCAAAACAAAAAGUGGAGGAGUUGGAUCAGUAGGAGGAGAAGGAGGUGGAGCAACAAAUGGUCUUUGUGAUAAGGCUGAGAUAACAGAACUCAAUGAUGAAGAGGAUGAAGCAAAAGCCGCAACAAAAAUUCAAGCCGUCUUUCGAGGCCACAAAGUGAGAGAGACCAUGAAAAAAUCGGAAAUCAAACCUACAACAACCAAUAAUGGAAGCAAUGGCGCUUCAGCUCCAGAAGCCGAGGCAGCCUCAUCCUCUGCAGAGCCAACCAAAGCAGAGCUUGAGGCUGAAUUCGAUCCCAAUGACAAAGAGCUUUGUCACGCGGCCUUAAAGAUUCAGUCCACAUUCCGUGGCCAUUUGGCCCGUAAAUUGGUUAAUAAGGACGCACCUGAGGAUGAGGAUAUCAAGGAGAUAACCAAAAAAGUUGCCGAAGAAUUGGAUAUUGAUCUAACCGACCCAGAAUUGAAUAAAGCCGCAACUAAAAUACAAGCUUCAUUCCGUGGCCAUAAGACCCGCAGAGAGGCUCAACCCGAAUAAGUUUUGGCCAAGUUAGACAAAGUUGGAAUUAUUGUUGGCGGCAGCAGCAGCAGCAGCAACAGCAGCAACAAAAACAAUUAAUAACUAAAAUUGUUAAAAUGUAAACAACAACACUCAAACAAUACACACGAAAACCAAUUGUAAACUUAAAAAAAAAUUUGGCUAAAUUUUCAUAAUAAUUAUAAAUUUAUAAAUAGAAAAAAUUUGGCAUAAAACAUCUGUUUUGUUUCUCUCCUUUUGAUUUUUUGUCGAAUUCUAAUUGUUAAUCUAAGAGUAGAAGACAAGCCAACGACAUCUUAAAAAUUUUCUAGUAAUUUCAGUUGACUAAUUUCUAAACCUAAAUUAAUAAAGUUCAAUUUUUGCAAAGGUAUAAUGAAACCAAAUGGCACGAUGUUCCAAAUAAAAAAAAUCAAACAAGAUAAAAAUAAUAAAAUAAUUUGUAUUUGUAGGACAAAGAAAGGGUAUUCUUCUAGACCUUGAGAGAACCAAAAAAAUGCUGAAACAUUUUUUGGAAGACAUUUUUUCGCGGUUGUCAAAAAAAUUUUGCGAAGGUCAACCAAAAAAACUUUAUAAAAUAUAUUUAAAAAAAACACACACAGACACACAAAAAAACUAAAAUUAAAAGAAAAUUGUACCUACAAAAUGGAUGAAUUGCAUUAACUAAACUCAAUGUUGUAUGGAUUUUAAGAGAUAACAAAAAAUUAUAUUAAGGGGGUUCACCAGCAGCAGC